AUGAAUCGGCCUCGCAACCGUCAGCCGCGGCCACCGCGCGACAACAAUGUCCGAGCCAGCGCCGGCCAGGGAUCGCAAUCCGCCUUUGGGAAUGUACCAAGCGUUGCGCAAGUGGUACGGGGCGCCGCAGUCUCGAUCGUACUAAAGGCAGAUCAGCCCACCGGGCGUGAAGUUCAAGGUGUAGUACAGGAUCUUCUCACACGUGGAAACCACCCACGAGGAAUCAAAGUGCGUCUCCAAGAUGGUCGCAUAGGCAGGGUGCAACGGAUGGCCAACGCUGCACAAGUGGUCAACUCUCAUGGUCUCACACCGAUGGGCGAAAGACUCAAUCACGCCUUAGAGCACUUAGAGCCGGACCCAUAUCGUUCCGUGCACGGCGAUGUUUCUGGUCGUCCACCGCGUAUAUUGCGUAUGGAGAAGGACGCUAGGGUUCUCGACGCUGAAUUUCCAUCUGAACCCCCAGCCAGGUCGCUGGCUGCCUAUUUUCCAGACAGUGACGAUGGGGGAGCCACCGUGUCGCAAUCCGUAACCGCUACAUGUCCGAUAUGUGGCAACUUUGAAGGAGAUGAAGUUGCUGUUAGCCGCCAUGUGGACACGCAUGUUACUUGA
Baudoinia panamericana UAMH 10762 is the source of this 609-nucleotide messenger RNA. RefSeq lists its product as uncharacterized. The transcript has a single exon. The record is from RefSeq and is a predicted model, not a curated record. Bases 1 to 609 code for a protein of 202 amino acids. Lineage: Eukaryota; Fungi; Ascomycota; Dothideomycetes; Mycosphaerellales; Teratosphaeriaceae.